Priapulus caudatus is the source of this 958-nucleotide messenger RNA. Its product is annotated as fanconi-associated nuclease 1-like. The record is from RefSeq and is a predicted model, not a curated record. The transcript has 6 exons. Gene Ontology annotation, cellular component: nucleus. Gene Ontology annotation, molecular function: 5'-3' exonuclease activity; flap-structured DNA binding; 5'-flap endonuclease activity. Bases 250 to 753 code for a protein of 167 amino acids. Gene Ontology annotation, biological process: interstrand cross-link repair. NCBI's taxonomy places the organism in Eukaryota, Metazoa, Priapulida, Priapulimorpha, Priapulimorphida, Priapulidae.
CAAGAAACUGGAGCAUCGGAUGGAGGAAGUGACGCCUGUGCCGUGUCAGGAACCGCCCAAGUACACGUCAUUUAAUGUAACGCGUGUACGCGCUCACUUCACCGUCUUGCGUCUCGAUCGUUUCCCGUAUCGACGUAGCGGGUGUUUCAAGGCACGCUGUUCCGUACGACCACGGCGUCCGGCGGAAAGUCAAGCUUCAUCACGCCGCAGCAUCACCGUGGCGACGGCGACGACAACGGCGGCCAUGACAUGGUGAUGUUGGGGGUUGAGGACCUGUGUAUAAUGCGCUACAGAGAGCUGGGAUACACGGAAGGCGUGCACGGAGAAGGCUUAGCGUUCACCUCUCUCCUCGCGCUGCUGCUGUGGGACGUCCUGUACGUGGACGGGGUUGCCGACGCCUUCCGCGGACCCCACCAGCCCCACCCCCUCGACCUGCGCUCAGACGACUUCUACCUCAACAGGAGGCGGGGGAUCGACGAUCGUCUGCUGGCGGUCACCGCGGCAACGGGCGAGGAGUUGGGGGAUGAUGCGGAGAGAUGCUGGAGGAAGCACGAGGGUGAAGCCUGCUCGCUCAUCAACUGGCAGCUGUUUGACGGGGUGGAUCACGUGAGAAGCCUGCUGUUGUGCAUGAAUGGGGGAACCUCUAGUGAGGAUCCUCGGGCGACUAGUGAAGGACCACCGUCACUGCCGGGGAGGAUGCCCGACCGUUGCUUGUGGGUUGGAACCCCGAGGCGAGAAAGUCUUACCAAAUAGUAGAGGUUGAGGAACCGAGCGACAGACUCUCUCACAAACAGAUGCUGUGGUUAGACUUCCUGCUGUCGGUGGGAGUGGACGCUGAGGUGUGUCACGUGGAAGCCGUCAGUGCAAGAAGCUAGCUGCGACCAACGACCAGGACUGCGAUGACCACCAAUGCCGACCCACGGUAUAUACUAGAUGGCUGCAGGAGCUAGUGCAACUG